Messenger RNA from Hibiscus syriacus, 1917 nucleotides. RefSeq lists its product as uncharacterized. The transcript is spliced from 3 exons. The record is from RefSeq and is a predicted model, not a curated record. Lineage: Eukaryota; Viridiplantae; Streptophyta; Magnoliopsida; Malvales; Malvaceae. Gene Ontology annotation, molecular function: methyltransferase activity. The coding region runs from base 1 to 1917 and encodes 638 amino acids.
AUGGUGGGUGAGUCUGCACCAUUUGAAAGAAAUGUUUCUGCCUCACAACGAGGACGAGGAAGAGGUAGAGGAAGAAAUCAAUUUGAAUCAUUUGCACAACCUGAAAUUCGCUCUACCGCAUGGGUGUACAAUUUAAAGACAAGUGAUGACUGUGAUGAUUCCGAUAUUAUAGUAGGUACUUUCCAGCUAUUGAAAAAGGUAACCCUGGAGAGUCCAGAAGGGAUAGAAGUAAAUGUAAUCAGUGAAAGAACUAAUCCUUUAGCAAAUAUAAUAUCAGCGAUGUCUGCAAAGAAAUUGAUGCUACAAGGAUGUCAAGUUUUUCUUGCAAAUGUAGUAGAUACAAGAGUUAAAGAGAAAUGGUUAGAUGAGAUUCUGAUAGUCAGAGAAUUUCCUGAUGUUUUCCCUGCGGAGGAGAGAGUCUUAGAAUUCUACAGCGGCAUCGGCGACAUGAGGUAUUCUCUAAUGAAAGCUGGCGUCAACUAUCAUAUAGUAGAAGCCUUCGAAAUCAACGAUAAAGCUAAUGAUGUUUAUCAGCAAUAUUUCGGUCAUCGACCUUAUCAGGGAAAUAUUCAGAACCUAACUGAAAUCGAUCUCAAUAGUUAUGGAGCAAAUGUAUGGCUUCUUUCACCUCCUUGCCAGCCAUAUACUAGACAAGGUCUCCAGAAACACUCUGCUGAUGCUCGAGCAUUUUCAUUUCUUAAUAUUCUUGAACUUAUACCACGCCUGUCAAAACCUCCUAAUAUGUUUCUUGUAGAAAAUGUUGUUGGAUUUGAGACUUCAGAUACUCAGGAAAAAAUGGUAGAAGUAUUGGCAAGAUCUUAUUUUGUUGUGCAGGAGUUUAUAUUGAGCCCUCUUCAAUUUGGGGUUCCUUAUUCUAGACCACGCUAUUUUUGCCUGGCAAAACAAAAACCUUUAUCUUUUCAGUGCCAACUGUUCAAUAACCAGCUUCUCUGGUCUCCGAGUCCGUUAUUCGGUAAUGAUGAAAAGACAGUGAUUGGUGAAAAUGGUCAAUCAAAAGAGAACUGGGAUAAGUUAAUUGAUUCUUGCCAGCCAAUAGAGAAGUUUCUUGAAUUUACACCUUCAAGUGAUCAACUGGACAUGGGGACCAUUUCUUUUGUGAAUACAGAUGAUUCAGCAGAUGUCCAGGAAACUUCAGAUAAAUUUGUUGAAGGAAAUGCAUGUGAUGUUGGUUCUAUAGAUCAGUUCAUUGUUCCAUUAAGUCUGAUUGAGAGGUGGGGAAGUGCCAUGGAUAUUGUUUACCCUGAUUCCAAACGGUGCUGUUGUUUUACGAAAAGCUAUUAUCGGUAUGUGAAAGGUACUGGCUCCCUUUUGGCAACUGUCCAGCCAAAGAACAAGGGAAAAACAUCUUCCUUGAAGGAGCAAAUGCCAUCGGCAUCUUCGGCAGCGGCAACGGCUGCUAAACUGGCGUCGUUUACUGCCAGCUUGGAUCCAGCGAAUCCCGUUGGGUUCUUGGAGAAGGUUUUCGAUUUCAUUGCGGAAGAGAGUGAUUUCCUCGUGAAAGAGAACGUCCAUAAGGAGGUGGCGGCGAUCGUGAGGGUUGUCAAGGAGAAGAGCAAGAAGAAGGAUGAAGAGGAGGCUCAGAAGGCGGAGAAUAAGACGGAAGUGGAGAAGGAAGAAAUGGAGGUCCAAAAAAAGGAGGACGCGAAGGAUGAAGAGACUAGCUCUGGCCCGAGAGUUCCAAACAAGGGCAAUGGUCUUGAUCUGGAGAAUUACUCUUGGACACAGACCCUGAAAGAGGUUACCAUUAGCGUUUCGGUUCCGAGCGGGACAAGCUCGAGGUUUGUCGUGUUCGAUAUUAAGAAGAAUAGUCUAAAAGUUGGGCUCGAGGGCCAGCCUCCUGUUAUCGAUGGGGAGAUGUUCCAAGCCGAAUCUGUGAAGAAACUGUUUGUGGAGUGA